AUGCCCAUCAAAUCGGAAUUUCGCCCGGCCUUCGAACGGCUCCGCAAGCAACACGGUAUUAUAUUCACCGACGCUAUUUCCCCGAAAGAAUGGCCAGAUAACCAUCGUGGCAUAUUCGAGGCUAUCGAAAAGCUUAAACAAUUCAAGUAUAGUACAUAUGCAACUGCUGAGGAAAGCGAGGAUAGCUUCGAUUGGAAGUCCAAAGCCAAAGAGCAUGCCCGGAAACUCAGUGAGAAGACUAAAGAUUGCGUCUCCAGGAACGAGGCAACCUGGAGAUUUGCCUGUGAACCUCUGGUCUUUAGUCGUUUAACAUCUGAGAUAGCGUGCAAAACCUGUCGAAAGCGGGUAUGGCGAUCUGAGGUUGAGGCGAGGCUGGAGGGCGACAGUCGGGCUGCGGCCAAGCUUAAGAAGCGGCAACAGAACCGUGAGCCUUGUCGAUGCCCUCGAAAUACACGACCCAAUGAUGAGGAUGAGAGAGUCGGGCUCAACAGGCUAUUUAUAGACAGAGCUGAAGACAAGGUCAUCCACCCGCCAGAUCUAGCGAAACAGCUACCUCAGGAACAACGACCAGAUCGUGUAUACGGGCUUCGACAGACUAGGAACUUUGAGGAUCUAAUGUUCAAGGAGAUUGGGAGCGGCGAGUUUCUCGGGGAACGUCUACAACAACAGCCGCACCCUACUGUCCAGGGUGAAGCCCUGCUCUUUCCAUUUCUUGUCAUCGAAGCAAAAGCGGGUAACGCGGCGGAUGACUGGUCAUCUAUAAGUCUACAAACAGCCUUCCCUAUCUACACGUACCUGAACUGUCAAGAGAGUCUUCGAUCUGCCGCGUCACAGGGAUCGAAAUCCGCGACGAGCUCAUUAGUUUGGUUUUUCAUGAGCAGGGGGGAAGACUGGAGGCUCUCUCUAGCGUAUAGAAAGCCCAGAACCGGUCAGCUAUUCCUUGGAAACCCUCGUCACACUACAGAAGUCGUCCACGUUUGGAACGGAUGCAUAACAAGUCGCGAUGACGCCCUCCAACUGUUCCUGAUAGUCGACUAUAUGUCUGACUGGGCACGAGACGUCUACCGGUCAGCCCUUCUCACUGACUUGAGAAGCCUCUCACCUGGCGACAUAGACGUUGCCACCGUUUUCACAGAUACCGAUAUAUAUUCUUCGAGAGAUUUACUACCAUCUUAUGAUAUUGAGACAUCCCACUCUGGCCAUCAUGAGAUGCAGACGGCUUUCAGAGAUCUCGAUAGCCGCCUUGGAAUCAUUCGCCACAUCGCACCAAUAGAAACUAGAUUUCUAUCCCUAUUCAUUACAGCAGAUAACAUACAAACAUUUCUCCUCUCUAUGGGUACGAAAAUUCGGGAAUACUUCCUCCGACGAGUUUUGGAUCAGUUCCACUCGUAUCAGACACCUUGCCUUCUUAGCUCUGACCAGUUGAAUGCUAUGGAGGAAGGUUGGACUGGUCUGUCGCGGCCCAGGGCUGCUUUUAACAUACGGCGCAUCAAAUUCUAUACCAUCCAUCUCGUAUCAUAUUUUCUUUCGGCUUCUUGGGAACAAGCUCGUGAGCUUUGUGUCAUUGCUAUUGCUGAGGACGCCUUCGAAACUCUUAUUGCCGAAUCGAAGUUGCGAACCAAGCGUGGCAAAGCUAGAAAGCCAAGUUUUGUUAUAGAUGGAGAUAAUAUCCAGCCAGGCAACAGUCUCACUGAUUACAUCUCUAAACUACGCAGCGCUCGUGCCGAUCAAAACCUAUUGGCUUGCAUUUCACGGACCACGGGCUAUGUUGACUUUGGGACUAACGGAAUUUCGCCAUGGUUUAAAGCUGACGACGCCCUUACUUGGGAGCUAGUGGAAAACACAUACAAGUUUCACAAAAGAGGAGAACUAGAGCCUGAGCUCCCAUUCCUUCGUAUCUCGAAGUCAUAUGAGACACAAGAAAUAAUCCAGAACGGUAGUGAUGCAACAACAUCUGACGUUUCGAACGUCGCUCUUGUUCUAAACACAGUCACCCGAUCCCGCCAUUAUAUGGAAAUCUUCAAAUUUCUGACGCAGGAGCGAUUUUAG
Messenger RNA from [Torrubiella] hemipterigena, 2049 nucleotides. The record is from the annotation of a GenBank genome assembly. Lineage: Eukaryota; Fungi; Ascomycota; Sordariomycetes; Hypocreales; Clavicipitaceae.